CUCCAGAUUCUCCUUUAAAUCACUAUUCUGUAAUUUUCUCCCUGUCCUUUUCUUUUGUACUUUCUUUGUUCAAACAAUCAUCGUUAUGCCAACCCGUAUACUCGCUUUUGCUGAAAAUCUACACAGCCCCAGCGAUAACAACAGUUGUCACACCAACUACUACCUGGAAGAUGACGAAUCAUUCCCCCCUUUGAGCGCAACGACAGCGAAGGAUGCCUAUGAGAUGGUCAAGGAUGACGUGGUCUUCUCAGAAGGAUCGACAGUUUGGGUCAACUUGAAGUCUUAUGCUCAAGUUGCAGAAUCAGGAGGCGUUGUACACGAACCAAUCGAAGUCUUUGAAGCCGCAGUUCCCGUCACAACAGCACCUGUUCGGCCACGGCCAGCCUCAGAAUUAAAUUACGACUGUGGUGAAGAAGAUAUUGAUGACCUCUACUACCAGCAGAAAUCGCUUUCGUAUCGCAAGGCCCACGCUGACCAAGUAGCAUACGCACGCCAACUCAAGACUGCAGAACUCACGUACCAUCGUGAUCUACGAAAAAUUCUUGAAAAACUUCCGGAUUAUGCAGCCGAUACAGCUCAAGACUAUAUGGAACCUAUUCGAGACGCAGAGGAGCUUUUGGAAGGCUUCCGCAAGAUACUCGUUUACGUUUCACCGCCACAUUUCAACCCUCGUUCGCGCCCUGACUGGUACUUUGAUGGCACAGUGGACGAUUGUCACGCCGAAAUGCGCCGGCGUGUGUUACAAGCAUACCCAAAGGAUGUCGGUGUCGAGCGUGCUUGGAAAGAAAUGGAGCAAUGGUUCGUGAUGCCUCGACGUGCUCAUGAAAGGACACAAAUCCACAAGUACACUUGGAACGCAUAUCAUCAUGAUAUGCAUCAGCUGCUCAAGUAUACGCUGAUAUCAGAUUUAGAAAAUUACAUUCAACAACUGGACCUCCAUCGAAACAAGACUCGGAAACAACGACUUUGGCUUAUUCGAAAUGCUAUCCCUUCAAAACAAUACCUCCACCCCCAAGCAAGCCGUAUCAAUUAUGCUGCAUGUAUUCUGAAAGAAUGUGAAUAAAAAGUAUCGGCACCCUUGCGUUUUAAAUGCUGCUGUUAAUUGAGUGGGGUUGGCUUUUGUGAAUAUUAUACGUUGUAACACAA
This is a messenger RNA of Zychaea mexicana, 1146 nucleotides long. RefSeq lists its product as uncharacterized. Lineage: Eukaryota; Fungi; Mucoromycota; Mucoromycetes; Mucorales; Lichtheimiaceae. The annotation marks the transcript as partial. The transcript has a single exon. The record is from RefSeq and is a predicted model, not a curated record.